Messenger RNA from Acipenser ruthenus (sterlet), 1978 nucleotides. RefSeq names its product nucleoporin NUP35-like. Lineage: Eukaryota; Metazoa; Chordata; Actinopteri; Acipenseriformes; Acipenseridae. Gene Ontology annotation, cellular component: nuclear pore nuclear basket; nuclear pore central transport channel; nuclear membrane. The transcript has 9 exons. Gene Ontology annotation, biological process: nuclear pore organization; regulation of DNA-templated transcription; NLS-bearing protein import into nucleus. The coding region runs from base 160 to 1113 and encodes 317 amino acids. The record is from RefSeq and is a predicted model, not a curated record. Gene Ontology annotation, molecular function: single-stranded DNA binding; phospholipid binding; structural constituent of nuclear pore.
AGUGACGUAAACCCACAAUGCAUUGCUGUUGGUGAAAAGCACAUUGUAUUUCCGCCAUUAUUUGAAAUUUUGAAUUGUGACUAAAAUAGAUUAGGUUUUUAUUGUACUAUUGUUUCUCCACGUGUAUAUGAGUCUUCAAAUAUUCUGUAUUGUCUCGCUAUGGAAUUUCAAGGUGCAGAACCAAUGGCACUCGGAUCCCCCACCUCACCGAAGCCCGGAACAGGCGCUCAGUUCUUGCCUGGAUUUCUAAUGGGAGACCUGCCAGCCCCUGCAUCUCCUCAGCCUCGUACCUUCGGCGGCUCCAUUGCAGGUGGAAUGGAACUGAGGUCCCCACUUAUGUCAGGUGGCUCACCUCCUCAGCCAGUUGUCCCUACUCCAAAGGACAAGAGUGGAGCACCCCCAGUUAGAAGUAUUUAUGAUGAACUUGCAAGUCCAGGGGUUGGUCUAACGCCAAUAAGUUCAAGAAAACAACCUGCCUAUUCAAUUAUGCAGACCCCAUUGUCUGGGAUGACUCCAACCACCCCUGGAACAGCUUCAAGUGUGUUUAGUCCUGCUGUUGGGCAGCAGAGGAAAGCCACCCUCUCUCCGGCUCAGGUUGAUCCUUUCUAUACUCAAGGAGAGGCUCUUUCUUCAGAUGACCAUCUAGAUGACAAAUGGGUUACAGUUUUUGGGUUUCCUCCAGCAUCUGCUUCUUAUAUCCUGCUACAGUUUGCACAGUAUGGAAACAUAUUAAAACAUGUGAUGUCUAACAAUGGAAAUUGGAUGCACAUGCAAUAUCAGUCAAAACUCCAAGCUAGAAAAGCACUCAGUAAAGAUGGAAAGGUCUUUGGAGAAGCUAUCAUGAUUGGGGUUAAACCAUGCAUUGAUAAGAGUAUCAUGGAGAGUUCUGAUAAAGGUUCAACAUCUGGCUCCUCAAUAGUGUUUACUCCUCCAAUUAAAAUGAUUGCGACUCCAUCCCAUCCUGCAAAUACACCUCGAUCGACCUCCAUGAGACCUCUUGCUGCUGCAUACAAAGCCUCCAGCAGUGACUAUCAGGUGGUUACUGACAGACAGACCCCAAGGAAAGAUGAGAGUUUAGUAUCGAAAGCCAUGGAAUACAUGUUUGGUUGGUAGUGAUAAGAAAAAGCCCUUGAUUGUUCCUCGGUCCAAAACGGAGUACAGCGGAGAUGGAGAUAAUUGCAUUAACAUUUCUCUGGUUUGUUCUCCUGCACUGCUAUUGUAACUUGGUUAGUUAUAUAACCACUAUUGGCAGUUUAAAGACAUGUUGAAGCCUUUCUGAUAUAGACUACAUGUAAUUAGUUGGCACUUUAUUUUGGGAGUGGAUUAUACAGAGUUGUAUGAACUUUACACUGUUAAGAAUUUCAGUAUUUAAUUGGCCUGUACGUUAAGGCCAAUUACUUUAAGAGCUAAACAAAGCAAUUUAAAUGCAAUACAUAGAACAGGAAAUUUCUGAAAUCAAUGCAAACUCACAUUUGGUCUUUAUAUAUUUUAAGGUGACCAGUAGACAUUUAUAAGUAGUCAUUUUAAAUCAAUUUCCACAUAAUUGGGAGAACUUUGAUUUGUAGAACCAUGUUUUCUGGAAAUGAAUCGGCUUUUGUAGUCUUUCCAGGUCUACUGUAAGCAUCAUUGAUGGUGAAAGUAUGAAGAGAAAGUAUUUACAAGAAACAGCAUCACUCGAGUAAAACAAUUAAACAACACAAAAUACAAAUUGCUACUAUUAAGACCAGAAGUGAGUAACAAAUGCAGGUGGAAGGUGUGUGUUUGUUUUUUAAACUGCCUAUUUAUCAGUGUGAUUGAGUACAUUUUAAAAGAAGGCAUAUCUUUGGGCGACUUGUUUUUAUUGCUACCCAUUAGUGGGAUGAUUUCUCCCUGUAAAAUAACUAUUUCUGUCUUGUUUUGUUUUUCUUUCUAUUUCCAUAUACAUUAUCUCCAAUUUUUUAAAUAAGAUUUAUAAUAAAUUGUGGGCUACAUAAAUAAA